UCGAAUUUCAAAAAUCAUUUAUGACGGUCAUUUUAAAAUGCAAGGUUAUCAAACAAUUAUUUAAAUAAUUUUUCGGUCUUGUGCUAAAAGAAAUAGAAUCAAAGGGAGUCAAAACUGUGUCUUUUUAGUUGUGAGUGCAAGAUAUGGUAGAAGAGGGACUGAUAUAGUUAUACAGUUUAGCAGUGUGACACAAAUUUGCCUCCCUAAUAUGAUAAAAUAACCUAAUUUGUGAAUUUCAUUUUUGCACUUCCAUUUGUGAAUAAAUAUUUGGUAUAAUGUUAAGCAUUGUAUUAUGUCGUCGUCUGCUACAAACUGGAUACAAUCAAAGAAAACCUUGGAUCAAAUCAUUUACAGUAUGUGCAAUUAAAUCAAGAAGACAAAUUUGUUCAGAAUGGUUUUUUUCUAACACAAGCAUACAUAAUCCAUUGUAUCCUGCCCUUGGACUUAGGUGUUUUAGUGGAAGUGCAAUUCAUCGUACACAGAAAAAAAGUGCAUUACAUUUAAAAUUUAUUACACCAAUAAAGUUUCCACUACCAAUUCCUGGAUUUAGGGAAGGGAAAUCAGGUCAACAAAAAAGAGAUUGUUUUCAUCCUGGUGUAUCCAGUUUAAGUCAAGAAAGUAUUGAUUUACAAGAAAAAGAACCAGUUACCUCAUCAGAUAUGAUAAAAGCAAUGCUUCAGUAUAUUUGGCCUAAAGAUGAUCCAGAAAUAAGGAACAGAGUUAAAGUUGCUGUUAGUUUACUUAUUGGUGCAAAGGUUUUAAAUGUUUGUGUCCCUUUUAUUUUCAAAUAUGCAAUAGAUGCUAUCAAUUCUCAACAUAUAGCAAGUACUGGCAAUGCUAUUUUAAGUCUAGAUACUGCACCAGAAACAGUUGUAACUGCAGCAACAACAUUACUUAUAGGAUAUGGAAUAGCACGCGCAGGGGCGGCUGGAUUCAGUGAAUUACGCAAUGCAGUGUUUGCAAAAGUUGCACAACAUUCUAUUCGAAAAAUAGCUAAAAAUGUCUUUUUACAUUUGCACAAUUUAGACAUGGCUUUUCAUUUGAAUAGACAAACUGGAGCAUUAUCAAAAACAAUAGAUAGAGGCAGCCGAGGUAUAAAUUUUGUACUAAAUGCAAUGGUAUUUAAUAUUAUACCUACUGUCUUUGAAUUAUCCUUAGUCAGUACAGUACUAUAUUUAAAAUGUGGUGGAGAAUAUGCAAGUAUUGCUCUUGGUUGUGUAGGAAUUUAUGCUAUAUUUACAUUAGCUAUUACACAGUGGCGAACCAAGUUUAGAGUUUAUAUGAAUCAAGCAGAGAAUGAAGCAAGCAAUAAAGCAGUAGAUUCACUUAUUAAUUAUGAAACAGUAAAGUAUUUUAACAAUGAAAAAUUUGAAGCACAAAGAUAUGAUGAAUCAUUGAAAAAGUAUGAAGCUGCAUCACUUAAAACAAACACUAGUUUAGCACUGCUAAAUUUUGGACAAAAUGCCAUAUUCAGUGCUGCCUUAAGUUUGAUAAUGGUAUUAGCAGCUCAAAAUAUUACACAAGGUACUAUGACGGUUGGAGAUUUAGUAAUGGUCAAUGGGCUUUUAUUUCAACUAUCAGUUCCUUUGGGAUUUCUAGGAUCAGUAUAUCGCGAAGUUAGACAAGCUCUUAUUGAUAUGCAAACUAUGUUUACAUUGAUGACAAUGGAUACAGCUAUUAAGUCCAAAGAGAAUGCAAUACAGUUGCACUUAAACUCAAACAAUUCAAAUAUUGAAUUCAGAAAUCUUAAUUUUCAAUACGUCGAGGGUAAACCUAUUUUUAAAGAUAUGAAUUUUACCAUACCAAGUGGUAAAAAAAUUGCUAUUGUUGGAGGAUCUGGUUCUGGUAAAACAACAUUAGUAAGAUUGUUAUACCGAUUUUUUGAACCACAAUCUGGCAGUGUUCACAUUAAUGGUUACAAUAUUCAAGACGUUGAUUUAGAUAUUUUAAGAAAAUCAAUAGCAAUUGUUCCGCAGGAUACAGUUCUCUUUCACGAAAGUAUCUUUUAUAAUCUUCAUUAUGGAAAUUUAUCUAAAUCAAAGGAAGAAGUUUAUGAAGCUGCCAAAAUGGCAAAUUUACACGAUUCCAUUCUUAAAUGGCCAAAAGGAUACGAUACACCAGUUGGUGAACGUGGUUUAAAAUUAAGCGGCGGUGAAAAACAGCGGGUUGCAAUUGCUAGAGCAAUUUUGAAAAACAGUCCAAUAUUAAUCUUUGACGAGGCCACGUCGUCUUUAGAUUCUAUUACAGAAUAUCAUAUCCUUGAAGCAUUACGCAGAGCAACCACCGGGCGUACGUCCAUCGUUAUUGCCCAUCGUUUAUCUACAGUCAUGGAUUCAGAUGAAAUUUUAGUACUAGCCAAUGGUAGUUUAAUUGAGAGAGGAACACAUGAUUGUUUGCUAGCUACGCCAAAUUCUUUCUAUAGUAAAUUAUGGAAAACACAGCAUAUGGGAAUGCUCAAAUCUAAUAAUAAAGAAAAAGAAAAUAAUCAUAGAACUCCUGGAGUUUAAAACAAGUAUCGUAUAACAUACGUAUAACAUCGUAUAACAGGUAAACAUGUUAACGUAAUAUUCAAUUUAAAAACAAAUAAUUAAUGAAAAAAUAGUAUUCAAGGAAUUAAACGUGAAAUGAAAGUUCAUUUUUUUUUCUUUUUUAACGAACUUGAGUGUUUAAUAUAACAUGUACAAUAUAACGCCAUGAACAGGAUAUACUAAAUAUAAUGCUUUUAAUACAAUUCUAAUUACAUAUUCACAUUUUUUCUCAUUUUAAUAUAGGAACAUUUCAAAAUGUUAAAAAAUUGUUAUUUAUUUCAUUGUACAUUAUAAAUACAAGUAGCAACGAUUAAGUAUAUUUAGUAUUGUAAACUUAAUUUACACAGGUUGUAACAAUAAUGUAUGUGCUGUGCACAUAUCUACUUAUAUAUGUACAAAUAUCUGGUAUUUUUAAAAGAUCAAGUACUUGUAACUAAGUUGUAUUUCUGUAAUAUAAUUGUAUACAGAUUUAUAAAAAUAAAAGUAUUUUAAAUCCUUGUA
Molecule: messenger RNA, 3029 nt
Organism: Osmia bicornis bicornis
Lineage: Eukaryota; Metazoa; Arthropoda; Insecta; Hymenoptera; Megachilidae
Gene: ABCB7
Product: iron-sulfur clusters transporter ABCB7, mitochondrial
Exons: 12
Coding region: 276-2507 (743 amino acids)
Biological process (GO): intracellular iron ion homeostasis; transmembrane transport
Cellular component (GO): mitochondrial inner membrane
Molecular function (GO): ATP binding; ABC-type transporter activity; ATP hydrolysis activity
Source: RefSeq, a predicted model, not a curated record